Chrysochloris asiatica (Cape golden mole) is the source of this 837-nucleotide messenger RNA. RefSeq names its product oxidized low density lipoprotein (lectin-like) receptor 1 (gene OLR1). Gene Ontology annotation, molecular function: low-density lipoprotein particle receptor activity. The coding region runs from base 1 to 837 and encodes 278 amino acids. Gene Ontology annotation, cellular component: plasma membrane; signaling receptor complex. The record is from RefSeq and is a predicted model, not a curated record. The transcript has 6 exons. Gene Ontology annotation, biological process: leukocyte cell-cell adhesion; cell death; lipoprotein metabolic process. Lineage: Eukaryota; Metazoa; Chordata; Mammalia; Afrosoricida; Chrysochloridae.
AUGAGCUUGGAAAUGAAUUGUGACGACCUCAAAAUCAAGACUAUGAAGGACCAACCUGAUCAGAAGCUAAAUGCAGGGAAAGCUAGAGGUCCCCAUUUUCUUUCUUCUCCCUGGUGGUGCCCUGCUACUGUGACUCUAGGCAUCCUUUGUCUGGGACUCCUGGUGACCAUUAUAAUACAAAGACUACAAUUAUCCCAGGUGUCUGAUCUUCUAAAGCAGCAGCAAGCAAACAUUACUCACCAGGAAAAUAUACUGGAGGGACAAAUGUUAGCUCAGCAGCAGGCAGAAGAAGCUUCCCAAGAGUCACAAAAGGAACUCAAGGAUAUGAUAAAAACGCUUGCUGACAAGCUGGAUGAGAAAUCCAAGAAGCAAAUGGAACUUCAACAACAGAACCUGAAUCUUCAAGAAGCUCUGAAGAGAGCAGCAAAUUUUUCAGGUCCUUGUCCGGAAAACUGGCUUUGGCAUGGAGAAAGCUGUUACUUAUUUUCCUCUAGCCCAUUCAACUGGGAAAAGAGCCAAGAGAACUGCUUGUCUUUGGAUGCUUACUUGCUGAAAAUUAAUAGCAUAAGCGAUCUGGAAUUCAUCCAAACAGCCAGUGCCCAUUCAGGCUUUCCAUUCUGGAUGGGGUUAUCUCACAGAAAACCUAGCAACGCAUGGUUGUGGGAGGAUGGUUCUCCAUGGAUGUCCCAUCUGUUUAGACUCCAGGGUGCUGUUUCCAAGACAUACUCAUCAGGCACCUGUGCAUAUAUACAAAGGGGAAUUGUUUAUGCUGACAACUGCAUUCUAGCUGCAUACAGUAUAUGUCAGAAGAAGGCAAAUCUCUUGGGAGUACAGUGA